ACCAAUGAACGCAUCGCGGCACACGGGCACUUGUCUCGACAAGCACUGUCUAGGGGCCAAUCCUCUUACGAAACGAGUGAAGCGACGAUAUCGUCUCGGGGACGCUAUGUGGGAAGAGACAUGCAUGCGCCCAUCACAUGGAACGGGGUGGGGUGACGGGCUGGUCAGGGGCAUCAAGCGACCGCAUGGCAGACAUGGGGUUGACUGGCUUGGCUGAAGAAUAUCUGGAUGAGCCGACGUCUUGAGCAAAGACUGGAUUGUAUAUACCGACAGCUGGACCGCUCUUGUCUGCACCGGGUAUUAUUCCAUUUAUCUACUUUGUCGUACGGGAUUUGCUGUGCAAAUCGUUCGACAAGGCCGUCUACCAACCGUCCCCUCGUUACGGUAUCAUACAAACAACCAAGUCUUACACUCUUGUCCUCACAUCUUGCCAAUAAAUCAUGGCAUCCCAAACAUCGCACGAUUUCCCUCUCGCGACUGAAAAUUACUAUAACGGCGAUGGUGCGAGCGGUCAGGAGAACGCCGGGGCCGCAGAUCAUGCCGUUGACAGCGAGGCUGGUGCCUCUGGCGACAGCCCUGGUGCAAUCAGCAUCUCCGAAGAGGCCUUGAUCGCCAUCAUUGUUGUUGUUUCCAUCAUCGCCGCCCUCGGCAUCGGGAUGGCCGUUCUCUUCUAUGUCGCCAAAAAGCGCGAGUGGAAAAUCAGAGAAAACCUUCGCCGGUCGGCGCGCAAGGUUGUCACAGCUCUUACACCUCGUCGAACUGAGUUUCCCAAAGAGGUCAAGGAUUCCCUUAGCAGGUCCCGCCGCGGUCGGACAAAGCUCGAUGACGUACCGCCGACUCCUCGGCUUCGGCCUGAAGACCUGGAGAAGGGUAUGGCAAUAGAGUUGCAGUUGAAGGACAAGAAGAAGUGGGGGAGGAAAUAGGGCUCAUAAUGGAAGUUUGGCUGUCAUGAUUCACCUGUCGACUUGGCGCGUUCACGAACACAACAGCUCGACAGUAGCCUGGUGCAGAGAGCUUUUGAGGAACCUCCAUUGUGUAAAACAUAGUCGUUGGGUAUUCUUCUUAGGCGUUGAAUUUAGAGUUUCCUGAAAGUAUUGGAGCUCGCGCUCCUUCUUGGACCAG
Molecule: messenger RNA, 1122 nt
Organism: Verticillium alfalfae VaMs.102
Lineage: Eukaryota; Fungi; Ascomycota; Sordariomycetes; Glomerellales; Plectosphaerellaceae
Exons: 2
Coding region: 441-923 (160 amino acids)
Source: RefSeq, a predicted model, not a curated record